Chrysoperla carnea is the source of this 1397-nucleotide messenger RNA. Its product is annotated as aminoacylase-1-like. Gene Ontology annotation, cellular component: cytoplasm. Lineage: Eukaryota; Metazoa; Arthropoda; Insecta; Neuroptera; Chrysopidae. The record is from RefSeq and is a predicted model, not a curated record. Gene Ontology annotation, molecular function: aminoacylase activity. Gene Ontology annotation, biological process: amino acid metabolic process. The transcript is spliced from 8 exons. Bases 53 to 1267 code for a protein of 404 amino acids.
UUUAAGUGUUUUUAAUUUGAAAAUUUUAGUAAUAAAAAUUAUUUUUAACAGAAUGAGUAAAGUUAAUCAACAUCCUUUAGCUAGUCAUCCAGCUAUUCAAAAUUUUCGAAAAUAUUUGCAAAUAAAAUCAGUGCAACCAAAUCCUGACUAUGGUGCAUGUGUUGAUUUUAUUACUGGACAAGCAAAAGAACUUGGUCUUCCUAUAAAAGUUCAUGAAUUUGUCAAAGGAAAGCCCAUUGUGGUGAUUUCAUGGGAAGGAACAAACCCAAAUUUACCCAGUAUUCUGUUAAAUGGUCACAUGGAUGUUGUACCGGUUGUAGAGAGUAAAUGGAAGUAUGAUCCAUUUGCUGCUGAAAUUGAUGAAAAGGGUAAUAUAUAUGCUCGAGGUGCCCAAGACAUGAAAUCUGUCAGUAUCCAAUAUUUAGAAGCAAUUCGAUAUUUAAAGCAAAAUGGUGUUAAAUUACGUCGGACUAUACAUAUUUCAUUUGUCCCAGAUGAAGAAAUUUUUAGCGCUGAUGGUAUGGCACUCUUCGUGAAAACGAAAGAAUUUAAAGAAUUGAAUAUUGGGUUUGGUUUAGAUGAAUGCGGUCCAUCGUCUAAUAAGGAUUAUGUUGCUAUAAAUAGCGAACGCCUGACUUGGACAUUGGAAAUAGUUUGCACUGGAAAUGCUGGUCAUGGUUUAAUGCUGAUACCAAACACUGCUGCAGAAAAAGUCCAAUAUUUAUUAAAUAAAUUUUUGAAAUACAGAGAAGAGCAAAGCAAAAAAAUGAAACACCCUCUUUAUGACUUGGGAAAUGUAACAACUGUAAAUUUAACUAAAAUUCAAGGUGGAAUACAAUCCAAUGUUAUACCAUCAAAAAUAACAAUGAUAUUUGAUUGUCGAGUUACUCCAAGUGAUGCGCCCACAUUUGAUUCACAAGUCAAGCAAUGGUGUGAAGAAGCUGGUGGUGAUUCAGUAACGUAUAAGUAUUUAUGCCGCAAAGAUCCUAUAGUACCAACCACUAAAACGGAUGAUUCAAAUCCAUUUUGGAAAGCCUUCGAAAGUGUUUUUAAGAAAAGAAAUGAUAACUUAGUUGUUAUAACCUGUCCUGGAGCUACAGAUGCCCGAUUUUUAAGAGAAGUUGGUAUUCCAGCACUCGGAAUAUCUCCUAUGCCAGAAACACCAUUUUUAUUACAUGAUCAUAACGAAUUUGUAAACGCAAAAACAUUUCUAGAUGGAAUAGAACUUUAUAAAGAGAUAAUAUCAGCGAUAGCAAAUGUGGAAUAAAUAUGCUUUUACAUGUACAAAAUGAAACAAAAAUAAGGUAUUAGAAGCCGAGAUAGUAUUCUAAACUGAGGAAAUAAUACAAAUGGUAUUAACUGGGAAAUAAAAAUUCAUAAAGAAACAAUAUCAGUAU